Messenger RNA from Talpa occidentalis (Iberian mole), 2033 nucleotides. RefSeq names its product gamma-aminobutyric acid type A receptor subunit beta1 (gene GABRB1). Gene Ontology annotation, molecular function: neurotransmitter receptor activity; GABA-A receptor activity; extracellular ligand-gated monoatomic ion channel activity. Gene Ontology annotation, biological process: nervous system process; chemical synaptic transmission; monoatomic ion transmembrane transport. The transcript has 9 exons. Bases 84 to 1508 code for a protein of 474 amino acids. The record is from RefSeq and is a predicted model, not a curated record. Gene Ontology annotation, cellular component: synapse; neuron projection; membrane. Lineage: Eukaryota; Metazoa; Chordata; Mammalia; Eulipotyphla; Talpidae.
UUCGGGAAUUUCUGCCCUGCCGCGGACUAAGUUGCAUUCCUUGAAUCUUCACAGAAAAGACAAUUCUUUAAUCAGAGUUAGUAAUGUGGACAGUACAAAAUCGAGAGAGUUUGGGGCUUCUCUCUUUCCCUGUGAUGAUUGCCAUGGUCUGUUGUGCACACAGCGCCAAUGAGCCCAGCAACAUGUCAUACGUGAAAGACACAGUGGACAGAUUGCUCAAAGGAUAUGACAUUCGCUUGCGGCCGGACUUUGGAGGGCCCCCAGUGGACGUCGGGAUGAGGAUCGAUGUCGCCAGCAUCGACAUGGUCUCCGAAGUGAACAUGGAUUAUACCCUCACCAUGUAUUUCCAGCAGUCUUGGAAAGACAAAAGGCUUUCUUAUUCCGGAAUCCCACUAAACCUCACACUAGAUAACAGGGUAGCUGACCAACUCUGGGUACCAGACACCUACUUUCUGAAUGACAAGAAGUCAUUUGUGCAUGGGGUUACAGUGAAGAAUCGAAUGAUCCGGCUGCAUCCUGACGGAACAGUUCUCUAUGGGCUCCGAAUCACCACCACAGCUGCAUGUAUGAUGGACCUACGGAGAUAUCCUCUGGAUGAGCAAAAUUGUACCCUGGAGAUUGAAAGUUAUGGCUAUACCACUGAUGACAUUGAGUUUUACUGGAAUGGAGGAGAGGGAGCAGUAACUGGAGUUAAUAAAAUUGAGCUUCCUCAGUUUUCAAUUGUCGACUACAAGAUGGUAUCCAAGAAAGUGGAGUUCACAACAGGGGCAUAUCCACGACUGUCACUAAGUUUUCGUCUGAAAAGGAACAUUGGUUACUUCAUUUUGCAAACUUACAUGCCUUCCACUCUGAUUACAAUUCUGUCCUGGGUGUCCUUUUGGAUCAACUAUGAUGCAUCUGCAGCCAGAGUCGCACUAGGAAUCACCACGGUGCUGACAAUGACAACCAUCAGCACACACCUCAGGGAGACACUGCCAAAGAUCCCUUAUGUCAAAGCAAUUGACAUUUACCUGAUGGGUUGCUUUGUGUUUGUGUUCCUGGCUCUGCUGGAAUAUGCUUUUGUAAAUUACAUCUUCUUUGGAAAAGGCCCUCAGAAAAAGGGAGCUGGCAAACAAGACCAGAAUGCCAAUGAGAAGAACAAACUGGAGAUGAAUAAAGUCCAGGUCGAUUCCCACGGCAACAUUCUCCUCAGCACCCUGGAAAUCAGGAAUGAGACGAGCGGCUCAGAAGUGCUGACGGGCCUGAGCGACCCGAAGGCCACCAUGUACUCGUACGACAGCGCCAGCAUCCAGUACCGCAAGCCCAUGAGCGCCCGCGAGGGCUACGGGCGCGCACUGGACCGGCACAGCGCGCACAACAAGGGGCGCAUCCGCAGGCGUGCCUCGCAGCUCAAAGUCAAGAUCCCCGACUUGACUGAUGUAAAUUCCAUAGACAAGUGGUCCCGAAUGUUUUUCCCCAUCACCUUUUCUCUUUUCAACGUCGUUUACUGGCUUUACUAUGUCCACUAAGGUCUGUCAUAGUGGUUCAUAAACAACUCGUUUCCUCUUCUCUUGAUUUUUAACCACACAGGUCCCCUGCAGCAUUACUGCAGUGUUUUUUGAGGUAAGACAUUCAGCCAUCCAAUUUGUUUUAGACUUUGCAUAUCAAUUUUAUUACUGCACCAUGUUUACGUCAAAAAACAAAACAAAACAAAACUUUUUUUCCAGUCUACCGUGGACCAGGUUAUCAAGCUCUUUGAGAGCUCUAUGAAUUGCCAUGUUUACAAACACACACACACACACACACACACACACACUCACACACAGAAGUUAGGUAGUUAGAUCUUUUGCAGUCCUUAGUUGCCCUAGAUUGUACUGAUUUAUUGUGUAAGUGAAAAUGAAGAGACCAAGCUGUCCGUGUCCACUGCUUCCUGGAAAACUGUAACAAUCUUCAUGCUGCCAAAAAACAACACAAUUUCCAGGAUCUCAGAAGAAAAUACAAAGCCAUUGACACAUUACAGAUUUCCAGGAAGAAUGGCAAACCCAAAGGCGCCU